GAUCGCGUGCUUGGGUUGUCGUCGUCGUUCGGUGUGAUUUGUGGUGGAUUCGGAGCUGAGCGCGCAUGGCGUGGCAGAGAUUGCUGGCCGCGGCAUCGCGGCCGGGGCUGAGAAGUGCGCGAUCUCUCGCUGCGCGGGGUUUCCAUGCGGUCGGGGCAAGUGCUGCGCCGCGAGCGGCUGAGUCGUGGAGCAGAGUGAACCAUCGAAGUCUGGGAGUGCUCGGCUCUUUCGGGUCUCGAUCGAUUCAUGGGACGGGCGAGAAGCUGCAGGCCGCGCCCAUCCCGCAGGCUGUCGCCCUGUCCAAGCUGACGGACAACUUUCUGGACGGAACCAGCAGUGUGUAUUUGGAAGAGCUGCAGCGAGCAUGGGAGGCCGAUCCCAAGAGCGUGGAUCCAUCAUGGGAUUUGUUUUUCCGAAAUUUCACCGGUGUUGCCGACUCUGCCCCGGGCCUUUCCGGCCAGACGAUUCAGGAAAGUAUGAGGCUUCUGCUUUUGGUCCGUGCAUAUCAGGUCAACGGGCACAUGAAGGCGAAGCUGGAUCCAUUGGGGCUGGACGUCCGGACUCCCCCCGUCGAGCUGGAUCCCGCUCUCUAUGGUUUUACUGAUGCUGACCUCGAUCGCGAGUUUUUCCUCGGAGUUUGGCGCAUGGCUGGGUUUUUGUCGGAGAACCGACCCGUUCAGACUCUGCGAGCGAUUCUGGCCCGUCUAGAGCAGGCAUACUGUGGCACUAUCGGUUAUGAGUACAUGCACAUUCCUGAUCGUGAGAAGUGCAACUGGUUGCGCGAUCAGAUCGAGACGCAAGUUCCCGGUAAGUACGGCUCUACCCGACGAGCGCAGAUAUUGGACCGGCUAGUGUGGGGAACUAAUUUCGAAAGCUUCAUUGCUCAAAAAUGGACUGCUGCAAAGAGGUUUGGUUUAGAAGGGUGUGAGACCUUGAUCCCCGGUAUGAAAGAGCUGAUUGACUACGCUGCCGAUCGGGGAGUGGAAAAUGUUGUCAUUGGAAUGCCUCAUCGUGGACGACUCAAUGUCCUCGGAAAUGUGGUUCGGAAGCCCCUCAGACAGAUUUUCAGCGAGUUCAGUGGAGGUAUCAAGCCUCCGAACGAAGCAGGUGGCUACACUGGUAGCGGUGAUGUCAAGUACCAUCUCGGGACUUCCUACGAUCGUCCGACUAGGAGUGGCAAGCGAAUUCAUCUUUCUUUGGUCGCAAAUCCUAGUCACUUGGAGGCAGUGAGCCCUGUUGUGAUUGGAAAGACUCGUGCAAAGCAGUACUAUUCUAAUGACAAGGACAGAGGCAAGAACAUGGCCGUGCUGCUCCACGGAGAUGGUAGUUUUUCAGGACAAGGUGUUGUGUACGAGACUCUCCAUCUCAGUGAUCUUCCGAAUUACACCACCGGAGGUACAAUCCACCUUGUAGUGAACAACCAGGUUGCCUUCACCACCGACCCCAAGUCAAGUCGAUCAUCACCGUACUGCACAGAUGUGGCCAAGGCUCUGAAUGCACCCAUUUUCCAUGUCAACGGAGAUGAUGUAGAGGCUGUGGUACACGCAUGCGAGCUGGCAGCGGAGUGGCGCUGCAAAUUCAAGUCCGAUGUUGUUGUAGAUAUUGUGUGUUACCGAAGGUUUGGACACAAUGAGAUUGACGAGCCUUCAUUCACUCAACCAAAGAUGUAUCAGGUCAUCAGGAGCCACCCUACCUCACUGGAAAUCUAUGAGAAAAAGCUCGUUGAAUCUGGGCAGCUGACUCAAGAAGAAAUCAAAUCCAUUGAAAACAGAGUGUUCGAAAUUCUCAAUGAUGAAUUCAACAACAGCAAAGACUAUGUGCCCCGCACCCGAGAUUGGUUGGCAGCUUACUGGGCAGGUUUCAAGGGUCCCGAGCAACUUUCACGAAUUAGAAAUACAGGAGUCAAGCCUGAGAUUUUGAAAAGUGUUGGCAAGUCUCUAAGCACCAUACCUCCCGAUUUCUCACCACAUAGGGCAAUAAAAAGGAUCUAUGAGCAGCGGGCACAGAUGAUAGAAACAGGGCAAGGUGUUGACUGGGCUACAGCAGAAGCACUGGCCUUUGCUACUCUGCUUGUGGAAGGAAACCACGUCAGAUUGAGUGGUCAGGAUGUUGAGCGUGGAACCUUCAGUCACCGUCAUUCAGUUCUACACGAUCAACAAACUGGAGCUAAAUACUGCCCUCUUGACCAUGUCAUGAUGGAUCAAGAAGACGAGAUGUUCACUGUUAGCAACAGUUCUCUUUCGGAAUUCGGAGUGCUUGGGUUCGAGUUGGGUUAUUCCAUGGAGAAUCCAAAUUCUUUGGUGCUAUGGGAGGCCCAGUUUGGAGAUUUUGCCAACGGUGCCCAAGUGAUCUUUGAUCAGUUUCUGAGCAGUGGAGAGGCUAAGUGGUUGCGUCAGGCCGGUCUGGUGUGUCUGCUUCCCCAUGGGUAUGACGGACAGGGACCCGAGCACUCAAGCGCCCGAUUGGAGCGUUACCUUCAGAUGAGCGAUGAUAAUCCUUAUGUCAUUCCAGAAAUGGACCCAAGUUUGCGCAAGCAAAUUCAAGAAGUGAACUGGCAGGUCGUGAAUGUUACUACUCCAGCUAAUUACUUCCAUGUUCUUCGAAGACAGAUCCAUAGGGAUUUCCGAAAGCCUUUGAUUGUGAUGUCACCGAAGAAUCUUCUGAGACACGCCGCCUGCAAGUCAAAUCUGUCAGAAUUUGAUGAUGUACAAGGACAUGAUGGAUUUGACAAGCAAGGCACUCGUUUCAAGCGUUUGAUCAAGGAUUACAACUUUGAUUCUACCCGGGAGGAGAGUGUGCGGCGUAUGAUUCUUUGUUCUGGAAAGGUCUACUACGAACUUGACGAUGAGCGACAAAGAUCACAGUUGAAGGAUCUGGCUAUCUGCCGAGUCGAACAACUUUGUCCCUUUCCGUGGGAUCUGAUCUUGAGGGAAAUCAACCGAUAUCCUAAUGCCGAGGUUGUCUGGUGUCAAGAGGAGCCCAUGAAUAUGGGUGCGUACUCAUACAUUGCCCCACGAUUGGCUACCGCACUACGAUCAGCAGGGCGUGGUUCCUUCGAGGACAUCAAGUACGUGGGUCGUCCACCAUCAGCUGCCACCGCAACUGGGUUUGGAAGCAUGCAUGUCGAAGAGCAAAAGGAGCUUUUACACAAAGCUCUGCAAGAAGCACCCAUCAUCAACGGACUCUCUAAAGCCCAUUCGCCAUUGAGUGCCUAAAAUGCACACAUUCUAUCUGAUAAAUAGUCAUACAUAUUAUCAGCUAGUUUGCCGGGUUUGAAAAAAAUGGCGAGACCGAGAGUUUUGAUCUUUUUACAGCACCAAGCGGAUGUAUGCACGCAUUUACUGGUCAAACGAUCUGUAGUCACCGCAUACUAGUGAGCUUUAGAUAGUAGGGGUGUCCUUGAUUCGUACCCAAGCUGCUAAUUGAAUUGUCCGCUUGCGAUCCUGGGCCCAGGUAUAAGAUAUUAUACCUGGCGUUAACUGCAUAGCCAUUUGCUGUUACACUGAGAAUACGUGUAGAUUAUACCGAGUUAUGUACAUUUGUCUUUCAUUCAUUACGUAGUGGCAACACCAGUUGUGUAACUGGGCAUCUUGACUUUCGGAGUUCAGCCUUGGCAGUCUUGAUUACGAUUCUUUGAAAUCAACUCAAAAAAGUCCAUAUUACAGAUUGCAAAAGCCCUGAGCUUGACAUAUAUUACG
This is a messenger RNA of Marchantia polymorpha subsp. ruderalis, 3698 nucleotides long. NCBI's taxonomy places the organism in Eukaryota, Viridiplantae, Streptophyta, Marchantiopsida, Marchantiales, Marchantiaceae. The record is from the annotation of a GenBank genome assembly.